Molecule: messenger RNA, 2841 nt
Organism: Patiria miniata (bat star)
Lineage: Eukaryota; Metazoa; Echinodermata; Asteroidea; Valvatida; Asterinidae
Product: cleavage and polyadenylation specificity factor subunit 5-like
Exons: 7
Coding region: 42-731 (229 amino acids)
Cellular component (GO): mRNA cleavage factor complex
Molecular function (GO): mRNA binding
Source: RefSeq, a predicted model, not a curated record
CCUCAAGAGACGGCGAAACAGUGCGAGCGGAAAAUCUCAAAAUGGCGGCUAAUCAGCGUGCAGCAGGGUGGCCGAAAUACCGAAACGAUCGGUUAGACAGUAACCCAGCAUCUAUGAAGAAUGAUACGUCGAAUUAUGUACCAAGGGAGAGAACAGCUGUCCUUUAUCCGCUUACAAAUUACACAUUUGGUACGAAGGAGCCAUUGUACGAGAAAGAUGCCUCAGUGUCGGCUCGAUUCCAACGCAUGAGAGAAGACUUUGAGAAGAUAGGCACUCGUCGGUCAGUAGAGGGCGUGCUCAUCGUUCACGAGCAUGGCCUACCGCAUGUACUGCUGCUGCAACUUGGAACGACAUUCUUCAAACUGCCCGGAGGGGAGUUGAACGCUGGCGAGGAUGAAGUGGAGGGACUCAAGAGACUAAUGACAGAGAUCCUAGGGAGGCAAGAUGGUAUUCAACAGGAGUGGAUGGUAGAGGACGUCAUAGCCAACUGGUACCGACCCAACUUUGAGCCCCCUCAGUAUCCCUAUAUUCCAGCACACAUCACGAAGCCAAAGGAACACAAAAGACUGUAUUUUGUACAGCUUCAAGAAAAAGCCCUGUUUGCCGUGCCCAGAAACUACAAGCUAGUAGCAGCCCCAUUGUUUGAGCUUUAUGAUAACGCACCGGGCUAUGGGCCUAUCAUCUCAAGCUUACCUCAGUUAUUAAGCAGAUUUAACUUCAACUACCAUUGAUGCCCAGCGGAGAGGAACAGUAACUUUGAUGUACUGAACUGAAUCGCACCAAUACUUGCUAAAUCUUUGUACAGAAUGGGACUUUUUUCCCGUACACUACAAAACAAAAUCAAAAUCGAUUUUUAAACCCACAUCCAAAAGAUAGUAAGAGGUGGAUUCAGCUGUCUCAUUUUCAGUUUGUAACAUUGUUACAAUUUUGUCCCCUUUACGUUUUUGUAUCAUGUCAGCAUCAUCUCAAUCACUGUGUAAAAUGAGGAACUGUCAAUUUAAUGUCAUUAAAGGUUGCUUUCAUUCUACGUUUUACGUAACUUUGCAGGCAAAUUCGUUUUUUUAAGCUUUCGGACAAGCUGCCUUGAGAUUUUUUGUUUUACCUUGUGUGGGCACAUCUGAAUCCACCUUUUUAAGAGACAGUUAUGCAUUCGAACCUUGUGUCACACUGGAGACAAUGGUUCUUUGUAAAAGACAUGAAUAGACAAAUCGAUGAUAAAAUGUUAACAAAAAUUCCAUCAGUUUUAAUUUUCUUGUUCAAGGGGUCGAAAUUAUCACUGGCUGAUCAUUCACUUGCCAAAUCGAAUACUUUCUGAUGAGUACAAAAAGUAUGAGUGAAGCACUUGCUUGCAAAAACUAACAGUUCGUGACUUUUUUUGGUUGUACUUUUACCUUGAAAAUGUUUGUAACUUGUGUGAACAACACUGGAGAACAUGCAACUUCAUAUUUAUUUCUUUUUGCCUCACGAAUUUCAUUGUCUGUAAGGAGUAAGCAUUGUUCUGGUCAUUGAGUUUCUGAAAGGGCAGAAAGACUUUUCCAGGGAACCCCUAAGCUGUAAUGAAAUCUCAAAUUUCUCGGAUUGUAUACUGGUCUCCGGAUUCAUUUGCUUUUUAACAAGUAUCGGCUACCCGCUUGAAAUUUUUCUUGAGGUAAAAUAUCUUAUGAUGUUGAAACUCAGAGGAUAAACAUUUGAAAAAAAAACUCUGCCAGAAUUUGAGUGAAAAGAAAAUUUGGUAUCUGGCUCGGUCAAGAGUUUUAUAUUUUUUACCAAUAUUGCUCUUAUUACUUGCUUGGGUUUUUAUUUUAAUCAAAAAUUUGUAAUUGUCGUAGCUUUUUGUAUAUUAUUUGUAUAGCUGUGUAGUUGUAGCUACUGAUAGUGGUGUGUUAGAGCAAUGUUAAGCAAACUUAAGGGCAAUGUUAGGCAAAAUUCAAAUACUAGGUUGUUUUUGGUUGGUCAUUACAGUUUACAAAUUAAUAGUCAUGGUAGAGAAAAUGUUCGUACCUUUGCAGUUUAUUCAUUGAAAAUUGUAAUGUCAUAUAAUUACACGAUUUUGAACUGUACAUGCACUCCAACAUUGCCGUUGAAGACCACCAAGUCUCUGUACAUAUGAAACAAAGGUGUUGGAAAUUCGACAAGUUCCAUUAGAACAAGUCGAUUGGAUUGGUCAGUCAGGCAGUCAUCACAUGUCGAGACUGACCAAUCAUAUUACCGUGAAUGUUUACCUAGAUGAAUUCGGGCCAUGAGUCUGAUUUCAAAAAUGUCCAUAAAUGUUCUAAAAACUCAACAUUCCAAAUCGGUUCGUAGACUAUAUACCAGCAGCGUAACUUGGGAAGGGGGGGGGGGGCACGUACCCCCUGACGUCCCCCAUUUGAAAUUUUGAAUUGAAAACAAUGAUAUGUUUCCUUUGACCAUACCUGUUGUGCCUCUUGAAGACUUGAUAAACUCUCUGUUGUCCCCAGAGGUUUGACCCUCCUUACGCCGCUACUAUAAACAUUUAAAUGUCUGUCUUUUCUUCAGAUAUAAAGAGGGUUGUCAAGUUUGUGAAAAAAAUAACCAAUUGUCAAGUGCAUUUUCGGUUUGCCACCAUUCAUGGUUUUCUGAAUUCUACGUUUCAUCUUUUCUGGUACUUUUCAAAGACAAUUUUUAUAUUUUCACGAAUUAGCCGUCUUUAAUUUGAAACAGCACUCUCACUUGUAUCCUCAAGUUUGUUAACGUCAAAUUUUAAUGAAAUGCUUCACACUCUGGUCCAGAUAAAGACCGUUUUUAAAGGCUUGAAGUCAGGUUUUUUUAUGAGACCCAACUUUUAGAUAUUAAAACAAAACUCAAAAGAGAGAAAGCCCA